Molecule: messenger RNA, 570 nt
Organism: Vicia faba (fava bean)
Lineage: Eukaryota; Viridiplantae; Streptophyta; Magnoliopsida; Fabales; Fabaceae
Source: the annotation of a GenBank genome assembly
AUGGAUAUGGCUAAUCAAAAAAGGAAAAGCUCUAUGGAUAUGGCUGGUCAAAAAAGAAAAAACACAGGUCGCAAAAAGAUUGAGAUCAAAAAACUUGACAAAGAAUCCAACAAACAAGUCACAUUUUCAAAAAGAAGACAAGGUUUAUUCAAAAAAGCAAGUGAACUUUGUAUCCUAUGUGAUGUUCAUGCAUCCAUCAUUGUUUUUUCUAGUGCUCACAAACUCUUUUGUUUCGGUCAUCCCGAUACCGACGCGAUUAUCAAUAGUUAUGCCAACGGAACCCUCGAGUUCGAGAGAUCAAAGUUAGAAGGAAGUUCUUUGAUUUACGAAGAGUGUAAUAAAAAAUAUGAAGAAGUGUUGAAGGUGUUGGAGAGGGAGAAGAAGGAACUUGUGGAAGCUGAAAAGUUGGCUAGGGUUUGUAAAAGAGGUGAUUGGUGGAAUGAAGAUACUGAUAAUAUGAGUAUUGAUCAGCUUCAACAAUUUAUGAUUUCUAUUUAUGAGUUUCGAGGCAAGCUUCUUGAAAAGGAUCAUCAACGUAUGAUGAAGCUUGCCAUGUUGGAGAAUUAUUAG